UUCUGAUAAAUAUUACUUAUUCGUAGAUUUUUGUUUUCCUAUUCAACUAUCCUAGAUAAAAGGGAUUAUUUUAUGUAUAUUCUAGUACUAAACGCCAAUGUAAAACUAAAAGAUACUAGCGCCUCUUUAUUUACUUAUUUAUUGAUAUUGUGCUCGUUUUUUGUGAAAACUGAAUAAUGACCGAGACGCGUCGUAUACAGCUCCAUUUGGGCAAAUGUAUAGAAGAUUUGGAUAAAUUGUACAAUGUACCCGACUUAAAAUCGAAGAGAGCAACCUUGUUAUGCAAGACAGCUCAAAAACUCUUUGAAAGUGCUGAAGAAGCUCGUGCAAAAGGUGAUGAGGAGUACUCCUAUGUGUACUAUAUGAAAUACCUUCGGGUAAUUGCAUUUAUCAGUAAAGACAAAGAGUAUCUGAAAGAUAAAAAUUACUUUAAUAAUAUGCUUGGGCCUAAGAAUCCAAACAAAGCUAUUGAUGCGGCUGAGAAAUUGAAAAUAAGUCUGAUUGAGAGAUAUGCUAAAGAGCAAAAAGCUAAACGAUUAAUGGAUAUACAAGAAAAUGAGUUAAUCAAACAGAAAAUUGAUGAAAACCGUAAAAAGGCUAUGGACACGAUUGCUGCUGAACCACCACCUCCAACUGGGCUACCAGGUCCUGAUGAAGUUACAAUCAAAAGUGAUCAACUGUAUACUAUAUUAAAAAAUGGCAAACUCAAAGUAAUGAUAUUAGAUGCUAGACCUGGUAAAGAUUAUAUUAACUCACACAUCAACCAUCCUGCUUGUAUCAGUGUGCCAGAAGAAUGUAUAUCACCCGGGCAAUCAGCAAAUGUUUUAGAACAGAAUUUACCAUCUGCAUCUCGUCCCGUUUGGGCCGAGCGGGCCAGCUCUGAGCUGAUAGUGAUGCUGGACUGGAGUAGCACUACAGUCAUUCCAGGAAAACCGCUGCACCUACUCAAGACAAUCUUACUCAAGUGGGACAUCAAAGUUCAAUACUCCCGACAACCAGUUGCACUAUGGGGUGGUUAUGAAGACUGGCUACUAAAGUAUCCGGCCUUCACCACUAAUCCACAGGCUAUACCACCCUCACAGGAUAUCAUGUUGGAUGAUAUGCUUGGUGAAAUAGACUACCCAAAUUGGUCAGAUUUGAACCCCACCCCUGCUGUUAGCCGACCCAUAUCAUCUGAACCAGUCAUAGAUCGCGCUAGCAAGUCAGCUGCAGUAGAACUAUAUGCAGAGCGCUCUCGUAACAUGCAACAUAUACUGGAACAGCAGGAACUUAUCGCUGAUACUUCGCUUACUCUUGAGAUGCAAAGGAUUGAGGCUGAACAGGACUGGGAAAAAAUACGUCAACAAGGGGAAACAGAACACCGGGAUGAGUUGCGAGCCAUGUACCAGCUUCGGGAACAAGAAAUUAUCUCACAGCUUAUGCAGCUCGAAAACAAGCAGUUUGAUAUGGAACAAGAGAACCAGUCUCUGCGUGAGAAGCUGGAAGAUUAUCAGAGAAGGGAAAGAGAAGAGGCAGCCAAACUCGCUGAGAGCAUCGCCCGGUCACACCUAGCGCCAUCUGCUGAUAAUGAAGCUGUAGCAACAGCACGUGAGCGGGAAGCUGCGGCUCGCGAUGUGGAAGCAAAGCGUGCUCGUAUCGCGGCUGUGACCGCACAGAGAGUGUCACUUGACAGGCAAAGGGAAGCGCUUGAAACCGAGCGGAAGCGGAAACUGGCUGAGGCUAGGGAGAAACAGAAACCUAAUUAUAAGGAAGAAGAUACUGAAUCGUACGGCUCCAGUACUGAGAGUGCAAAUGCAGCCCUGAAUCGAUCGCAAUCUUCGCCGAACAUCGCAAAAGUAUCAUCUGAUGAAGAGGAACCAGUGGUGCCAAGCUUUGACCGAAGUACAAAACCAGCCAAAGUGGCGCCAUCUAGUGAACUACGACAAAGGGACUUUCAACCGGUUUGGGCAGAUGUCGGUCGAGGUCUGACUGGCCUGAAGAACCUGGGUAACACCUGUUAUAUGAAUUCCAUUAUUCAAUGCCUCAAUAAUACCGCCAUUUUGGUCACCUACUUCUGCAAUGGACAGUACCUAGAACACGUUAAUAGAUCACACAGCACUCGCGGUGCGAUAGCGGAAGAGUUGGCUGCGGUCGUGCGAGGUUUAUGGUCCGGACAAUAUAGGUUUAUCGCUACUAAAGAUCUAAGGAACGAAGUAGGAAAACACCAACGUACAUUCCGUGGAAGCGAACAGCAGGACUCGCACGAGUUUCUCACCAUCCUCAUGGACUGGUUACACUUAGACCUCCAGUUCUCAAUUAAACCACCACUAAAGGAAAACUUGGGCGCAUCAGAACGCGCCUGGCACGAAUACACGAAAUCCAAGGAAAGUCUUGUGCUACGACUAUUCUAUGGGCAGAUUAAAUCAACAGUCCGCUGCUGCGUAUGCGCAACGCAUAGUGCUACGUACGACUCAUUCUCCAAUCUGUCACUAGAGUUACCGCCGCAUGCUUCACGGUGUACGCUUAGUGAUUGCCUAAAACUCUACUUAAACGGCGAAACGAUACCCGGCUGGAAUUGUCCGAAUUGUAAGGAUAAACGGGACGCCGUAAAAAAACUAGAUAUAUCCCGGUUGCCUCCGGUCUUAGUCAUACAUUUCAAGAGGUUCUACCUUGACCCCAAGGAGUAUUGCAACGCGUUUAGGAAGAGGCAGACAUACAUAGACUUUCCACUAGAAAACUUGGAUAUGCGGCAAUUUUCUUUGAAUUGCCCUGGCAACCCUGUUUAUAAUUUAUACGCUGUGUCGAAUCAUUACGGCUCUAUGGAAGGUGGACACUAUACUGCAUAUUGCAAGAGCAGUGUUUAUGGAAAAUGGUACAAAUACGACGAUCAUCUUGUGACUGAGAUAUCGCCAAGUGAAGUCAAGUCUAGCGCCGCCUACAUUCUCUUCUAUACGUCUUGCGAACGAUAGUGAUGUGUAUUAAUGAUUUAUGUGUUAUCGCCCUAACGUAUGUGUACUUAUGCAUUCGCAUGUGUAGUAAAAAGAUUUAGUUUUAUUACGUUUAAAAAAUUUGUAGAUAAUUUUCAACUCAACAAAAAUGGCAAUAUCAGUAUUAGCAAGAUUGUUUCAUUAUUACUUUGAACGUAAUAGCGCCCUUGUUUCAUAAUAAAUAUCAAUCUUGCUUUAACUGUCAUCGUAACUUUGGGUAUUUUUUUAACACUGAAUGACCUGCAACGUCGAUUGGAUAAAGGAUGAAUUUCCGGCCUUUUAAUAUGUGUAUGGCGCUUAAGAUUUAACGUAAUAAUGAUUCGAUGUCACAUUUUUGACACUUUGCAACUGUUUGAAUACGGAAUAAAUCUCCUAGAUUUAUUAACAAAAUACAAAUUUGUAUGCAACGUUUUACACAACACACCCAUUGGUAAAUUUAUCAAUUCAAGUAAAAAAAACAAUCGUAAAAUCCUUGUUAGGAAAUUUCUAGACCAACAUUUAAAGUUUCUGAACUCUUGAAUUCUUCGUUUAAUCACUGUAACGUAACCACAAACAUUUUAACAUCGCCGUAACGAAAAUAACAUCUUGACACCUGGUUAUUAAAUCAACGUAUUCAUUACAAUCCUUAAAAGUACAAACUGUAAAUAUUUUUUAUUUAAAACCGUUUUAGAUGGCCGAGUCAGUCCUUGGUUGAUGAUGUAGAAAGAAUUCUACCGAAAUACUUUGAAGACCGUCUCAGCUACGAACUUUUAAGUUUCGUCUAGUAUUCCCAUGACAAUGACAUGCUGUUUUCCAUACAUUACUACAUCGUUCUAUUUAUAUUGUUUGUUAUAAUGGUACCAUAUAGACCAACUCACAGUAAAAACUUGUUAUUUUGCACCAUAUUUAGACCAGUUACGUUGUCUUUGGCCUGCCUUACUGAAAUAAAUACUUCACCUUGCUUUGUUAGUCACGUGACCGCUGACCGACGACGUUUAUUUAUUUAUAUUUAAAUUGCUUAUUUUAAUUGCAUGGUACAAAAUAGCAAGAUAGUUCUAGUUUUUAUUCACCGCUAAGCGGCCUUGAAAGGCCUACAUAUGUCAUGUCCUGUCAUCUGUCAUCUUUUACUGAUUUUUGUGUAAUUGACUACGAAUAUUGCCAGUGGACGUUGAUUCAAUGAAUGAUUGACAGAAAAUUUUGGUUCCGAAGAAGAAGAGAUUGACGUAGAGGAAAGUACAAUUUUUAUUUUCUUUACCAUUAUUUUAAAAGGCGUCUUCCUACCAGCCAAGUUAUUUGAAAAUUAUGAAAUAUAUUUGAAUUGUAUAAAUUACUUACGGAAAUGAAGGGUUUGGGCAAAAUGGUUAAAAUAUUGAUUUUAUUUUUAUUACAUAAAAUGAGAAAUUAUAUAGUUUGAUAGUAAACUAUUUAUACAUUUAACAGUCUAAAUAACAUCAAAACAGACGCAAAAAUGUCACCUGAAACCUUAGAAUUUUGCUCUAAACGUGUUUUGUAAAUAUCGCUGUAUAAUGCUAAAUCUCACUAAAGAUGUAAAAAUAUUUAUUUUGGAUAUUUGAAUGGUUUAUGGAAAGACUGAAUGGUAAAAUAUGUCAUUAGUAAAUGUUUUAAUUAUUUGUCUUUAACAGCUUCCUUAGAAUAAUACAUUUUGUUUACUAUAUGGUUAUUCAUGUCUUGUAUACUGGACAUAUGUAACAUCUACAUGGCUAUAAAAAGGUAUAUUAAUAUCAAAACUGAAAUUCACCUCGCAUGAGUCUAGCGGUGAACGAAAUAUAGAAAAUUUUAAUAUAAGCUCCAAAUUCCGUAUAGUCUACAAGUUCCAUCCAUUCAGCGAAAACUAUCCUCUUUUGACACUAGUCGAUUAAAUAUUACGUGAAACUAUAAAAUCUAAAAUUCCUUAUUUUAAUUGUUUAACUAGUUUAAUUUCUUACGUAAUAUUUUUAACACAUACAAAGACUAAACAGUUUUCGCCAAUGCUAUGAAUGUCGACCUUGCUUGGGCCUUAAACGUAUGUAUAUACCGCAUCUUGUUUUCUACUUUUUCCCAGUAACACUCACCGUUAGACUUUCCCAGCGAACUACAUGUAUUAUUUACUAUAUGGAUUAAAGAAUGUAGUGUGUAAAGUUUGUCGUAUAUCUGCAUUAUAUAAUACAAAUUAUGUCGUGUUACAUUGUUAGGAAUAACUAAAAGUAAUGGACGCUGCUUUCUGACAAAUUUAUUAACGAAAUUGGCUACGACACAUAAUUUAAUAAAAAUUUGUAACAUUAAUGUUCAAGAAAAGAAAAUAAUUUAAUAUGUAAUUCUUUCAUGCAAGUUUUGUAUUCCUUUAUCGCGCCGAUUUGUGUCCUAGUAGUAGUGUAGUAGGGGGACUUAUUGUUUUUGACUAAUCCCAAUUGUAUAUAAACAUUACUAAAUACAUAAAGUGUAUACUUAAGGCAGAAUUUAUUAAAUUCUUUGUUAAUAUA
This is a messenger RNA of Pieris brassicae (large cabbage white), 5425 nucleotides long. RefSeq names its product ubiquitin carboxyl-terminal hydrolase 8 (gene Usp8). Gene Ontology annotation, biological process: protein deubiquitination. Bases 177 to 2948 code for a protein of 923 amino acids. The record is from RefSeq and is a predicted model, not a curated record. Gene Ontology annotation, molecular function: cysteine-type deubiquitinase activity. NCBI's taxonomy places the organism in Eukaryota, Metazoa, Arthropoda, Insecta, Lepidoptera, Pieridae. The transcript has 19 exons.